CAUCCACACAGAAAGCUUCCAUAAGCUGGAGCACACGCGAUCAUAGGUAUCCACGUUGUAUGAUAGAGACGAAGAGAAAACCCGGCUUCCGAAAGCGAAAGACGGCACCUUUAUAUAUCGUUUCGCCAGUUGAGCUUGCCGCGGGGUUGGAGACAUGAGAAGGUGAUAUUUCUUGUUUUCACGCCGGAGGAGGGUGAGAAAUAUUGAAUCGAAAGUUGGCGACUUUUUGGUUGGUUUGGAUUCCCAUAUUCUUUCUUCAAUUCUCCCUCAUCCUCUUCGUCGGUGCUUAGAAUGGGGAAGAGAAGCAGAAGUGCGAGUCUGGAUGCGGCGGUGGUCGAUGUUCUGCACAGGGAGGUUGGCCAGGUCUCCGGCCGCCGCUUCUCUCAACGCUUUGCUGCGUCCAAGGAUCUUGUGCUCCGACUUGAGCUCUACAAGAAACUAAACAAGCACUCGGGGUGUGUUAAUACUGUGAGCUUCAAUGCUUAUGGCAACAUUUUGGUGUCUGGUUCCGACGACCGACAAGUGAUUCUCUGGGACUGGGAAACUGGGAAUAUCAAGCUGGCUUUCCAUUCGGGUCACCAAGGUAAUGUCUUUCAAGCAAAGAUUAUGUCCUUCUCAGGUGACCGCAGCAUUGUCACUUGCGCUGCUGAUGGAGAGGUACGACACGCUCAAAUCCAUGAAGAUGGAGAAGUGGAAAUUGAAAUGCUUGCAAAACAUCAAGGCCGAGCUCAUAAAUUGGCUGUUGAGCCUGGAAGCCCUCAUGGAUUUUAUAGCUGUGGCGAGGAUGGAUUAGUUCAACAUAUUGAUCUAAGAACCAGGUCUGCUACAGAACUCUUUACCUGCCCGCCUCAUGGCGAUAGGGCAGCUUAUAUGUCAGAGGUCCAUCUGAAUGCAAUCAUAAUUGAUCCCAGGAAUCCAAACCUCUUCGCAGUUGCAGGGUCCGACGAGUAUGCUCGACUAUACGAUAUCCGCAGAUGUAAGUGGGAUGCAUCGACUGAUUUCGGCCUCCCUGCAGACUAUUUUUGCCCUCCGCAUUUGAUCGGUGAUGAACAAGUUGGCAUAACAGGGUUGGCCUUCUCUGACCGGAGUGAACUUCUUGCUACAUAUAAUGAGGAGUUCAUCUAUCUUUUCUCACGGGAUAUGGGAUUGGGAUCCAACCCGCGAGGAAAGUCUUCUACAAGUGAUGAUGUUGAAAAAGCCCCUCAAGUUUACAAGGGGCACCGUAACUGUGAGACUGUGAAAGGUGUCAAUUUCUUUGGGCCUAGAUGUGAGUAUGUGGUCAGUGGUUCUGACUGUGGUCGGAUAUUCAUUUGGAGUAAAGAAGGCGGAGAGCUAAUUCAUGUCAUGGAAGGCGAUCGGCAUGUCGUGAACUGUAUUGAACCUCAUCCUCACAGCACUAUACUUGCCAGCAGUGGAAUUGAGCGCGAUAUAAAGAUAUUCACACCGAAAGCAAUGGAAAAGGCUACAUUGCCUAAGAACAUUGGACAGGAUCGAAUGUGUUCUCGCAUUCGUUGGUUUGACUUUAUUGAUGACGACGACGACGAUGGGGAUGACAGUGAUAUGGCAGACGAAGAUGACGAGUAUAUUUGUGAUGAUGACUUCGAUUAUUAUGAUGAUGAUGAUGAUGAUGACGACGAUGACGAUGAAGAAGAUGAGGAAGAAGAAGAUGAUGAUGUGGACAAUGAUGGUGACCAUGAGGGUGAAGGCAAUAUGGAUGUUGAUGAUUUGCUUGAUAGGUACAACGAUGUCGGGACUAAUUCUGAUUCGCACUUUGUGUCUUCAGAGAAGGCCGAAGGCCAGGAGGAGCAGGAUGGACCAGAUAGCUUCGCCGCAAGAUCUGAUGUUGGAGCUGUUCUCUAUUCAAGGACGCCGCCAAAGAAGUAGUCAUCUGGAUAACAACAAUGAGGAGAGGUCACCUGCUAAUAGGGAGCUUCUGGAGCUUAUAAUGGCAUUCAAUGCCGCCGGUGGUGACCCUUCUUCUGGCAACGGAGAGGACUCCACCAGUCAGGGAGACCUGUUUGAUUAGAAGGCUUCUCCGGCGACCUAUUGGUCUGUCCGAAAGACGAGGAGCUCAUACGUCAAGAUCGAAGCUGGAGAUAUUUACUUUCAGUUAUCACUACCUAAGAAUUUUGUUGCUCUGUUUGAGUUUGGAAAUCAAUUGUAAAUAUAUGUAAACGUAUUUGUCUGUGUUUAGAGGUGAAAGAGGGAGAGUUGUGCGACUUCAUUUCCCCCCUCUCCCUGCUUUUUCCUCUCUUUACUCUCAGUCUGUACUUUAUACAGUUAUACAGAAAAAGCAACUUUCUUUAGCAUCGAUUUCAAUCGUUGAAUGUUGUUUAUGAAAAUGUCAGUACGUGUACACCAAUGAUUGAGAGCAUUCUCGGAUUGGGUUAGGUGUUUAGGGAUGAAUGUUGUAUUCAAAUUUAUUGGUAUUGUAUUUGACUCAAUCAGGUCAAAAUGGGUAAAAUUAUGUUGACAUACGUGAGUUUAUUCGCUUUUAGAUUUGACAUGUAUGGAUUUUGAUCAAUGUUGUGUUGAUUUUGGACAAUCCCUUUGUUAAAAGAUCGGGAUUCAUGGCCAGACCACUAAAACCGACAAUCAAUUACUGUAGUGGUUCAACCCAUUACUUGGAUGGUUUUGGAUGAAUUGAAUGCUUUUUCACGAUUGAAUAUUAAUUUGAAAGUAACGCUUCGAUUUACCUCACUCAUCCGUCACCAUUUUUACAUAGAAGUAUUAGGUUAAGUUAGUUAACCGACAAAAAAAGUUACAAAAUAACCAAACCAAAAACUCUUUCUUCCAUUGCUUUUUUUUCCAUAGAUAUUUCGAAUGGGAUAAGCCAGAUACGAAUACUACAUGAUCAUAAGAGGCCAAAGUCAAAAGAAAAAAAAGAAGGGACGUUGGUCAACGAGACGCUGAACAAACAAUUAGAUGGCUUGUUUGCCACGAUAUGGGCAGCCAUAUACCUAUGUGGUGCGAAAUGAAACGAGAGAUAUUGAUAAGAUGUUCACAGCACCUGAACCUCUUGUGUAAUGGUACCUCUCAAAACGUGUGCCAAAUCGUUCGUGUUGGCUAUGCAUAUGGGUACCUGCACAUCACCACACAAGUAGACAUUAGAGAGACAGAGUGAUUAACCCAAUGGGGGACCAAAUUUUUUUUCAUAGGGGUGUCCUCUUCUAAAAAUAAAUUAAAAUAAAAUAAAAUAAUUCUUAUAUAAGAAAAUACCUGACUCGUACGACGUUAAAAAAAUUUCACGAUGUUUUUGCAUAUUCGGAAAUAAUUGUAGAAUACACUAGAUGUCUACACUACUCAAAAAAAUUUCUCUGUAUAUCUUACUAGACAAUUAUUCACGAACUUAUCGCAUAUUUGAUUCUUAAACUUGUUAUUGAUGCAGCCCAAAGCCAAAAAAAGACUCUUUCGGCACUUGUCUUACAACCACAAAAUCAAUACAAAUUAUGAGUACCUUGAAAUUAGCUUAAUUGUUAGGUUUUGAAAAUAACUAGAGAUAGAAAAUGUCAAUUUACUAUUACACGGUGUUUAAAAUCGAACAAUAAAUGAGUUGUAGCCUAAUGGAAAUAAUCUUUAUUGAUAGUAGUAGUGUCCUAGGUUUUAAUUAUCCAAACUACCACUUAUAUUUUCAUACGCAAACAAAAAAAAUGAGAGUAGGAUAAUUUUUUUCCAAAUUUCAGGAGUGUCCCUCACUCUCAAAUAUAAUUUUUUGUUCGUACGUAAAUUACCACCGGGAGCUGAAUAAUCGUUUUCCCAAAAUUUAGUGUUGUAUACCUCAAACCUCCUUGUGUCCGCACUGUAAGACCCAAGCUCUAAUCAAAUAGGAUACCACUU
Linum trigynum is the source of this 3837-nucleotide messenger RNA. The record is from the annotation of a GenBank genome assembly. Lineage: Eukaryota; Viridiplantae; Streptophyta; Magnoliopsida; Malpighiales; Linaceae.